GGCGCGCUCCCCGCCGGGCACCGGGGCUCGGUACCGCUACCGGGGAGAGGGGGUCCGGGGGGCGGGGGGGGGGCGAUGGGCGAUCGGCAGCCCCGCGCCCCCCGAGGCCAUGCGGACCCCGUGGCGGGGGGCGGGCGGGGGCGCUGCCCACGAGGGGAAAGCCCCCGGGGGGACUGCCCGCGGGGGCACUGCCCGCGGGGGGAUUACCUGCUGGAGGCGGCGCGGCAGCUGCGGCUGGCGCUGGAGCGCGACGUGAGCGAGGAUUACGAGGAGGCCUUCGCCCACUACCAGAACGGCGUGGACGUGCUGCUGCGCGGCGUGCAGGCCGACCCCAAUAAGGAGCGGGGCGAGGCGGUGAAGAGGAAGAUCGCGCAGUACCUGCGGCGAGCCGAGGAGAUCUUCACCUGCCACCUCCAACGUGGGCUGGGCGACGGCAGCCCCGCGGGCACGGGUUACAGCAGCCUUCGCUUACGGCCCAUCAGGACACUGAGCGCGGCGGUGGAAAACCUCAGGCGGUGUAAGGUGGUGGGAGUGAUCGAUAAGGUGCAGAUAGUCCAGGAUCCAGCCACCGGAGGGACCUUUAUCCUGAAGAGCCUCCCCAAAUCCCACGUGGAGACCCGUGAGCGGCAGACCAUCAUCCCUCAUGGCGUCCCCUUCAUGGUCAAGCUGCUGUGCUACUACGCGAGCGAGGACUCCAUCUUCCUCCACCUGGAGCACGUGCAGGAAGUCGGGGGGAUCACUGAGCCGACUGAAGCAGCCGACUGCUGGAGCUUUGGGUCGCUGCUGUACGAGCUGCUGACAGGAGUGCCGCUGUCCCAAAGCCACCCAUCAGGGAUUCACCCCCACACCCAGCUGCAGCUGCCAGAGGGGCUCAGCCUGGCGGCCGCAUCGCUGCUCACCCAGCUCCUGCAGCACAACCCCAAGCGGCGUCUGGGCGCUGGCGGGAUGGCCAAGCUCAAAUCCCACUCCUUCUUCAGCACCGUCCCGUGGAACAAGCUGGUGGGCUAGGCAGGAGGGGACACCUCCCGCCCCCAACCUGUGAACCCACCGGGGGGCUCUGCCCGCGGAGGGGGGAGGUUUUCCUGCCAGGGCUGUGCUGUGCGGGUGUGUAGGGGGUUUUCGAGGCAUUCGAUGUUCUGUCACCACUCCUGUGAGGCCGUGGUCCCCUCCUGUUGGUCCCCACAGUGGGAUGGGAGCCUGUGCCCUGAGCCCUGCUGUGCCACCCUUCCCAACCAUCCCAGGACACACUGACGGCCCUCGCUCUGCUUAGCACCGUGCCUUGGGAUCUUCUCCCUGGGGUUUUCUCUCUGCUGCUACCACCCUCGACCUCCCUGUUAUUUUUUUUUGUGGUUCCCAAGUGUGUUUCCCCUGGGCCCCGCUGGCUGGUGCCCGAGCCCGUGCUCCGUGCCACUCACCGGCUGCAUGUGGACGGGCAGCACCUGCUGCAGGGCAUAUAAUAAAUAUAAUAAACUGCUCCUGACUGCUCGCA
This is a messenger RNA of Anas platyrhynchos (mallard), 1489 nucleotides long. Lineage: Eukaryota; Metazoa; Chordata; Aves; Anseriformes; Anatidae. The record is from RefSeq and is a predicted model, not a curated record.